AUGAGUAAACGUGCGGCGUCGGUAUCCAUCGCGCACGCGCUCGAUCGAUGCACCGACGACGUCUUGGGCGCGUUCAUCGUGAAAGAUUCGAAAGAUCACGGAAUCUUGUGCGUCGACGCCGUGCCUCUGUUUCACGGCGACACGACGACGACGGCGUACCUAGACAUCGCGCUCGAACAGUGCUUUACCCACGCGAGGUCGAUCGGGGGUGACGUGGGCGGGGUGUACGAGGCGCGCGCGAUGAGAGGCGCGGAUGGAACGCCGAGCGCGACGGCGCGCGGGUUAUGUUCGGCGAUCGAAGACGCGCGUCGAAGAGACGGUGACGGCGCACAUUCGAAGACGUUCGUGAUCGCGUACGAUGGAUCGACGCUGGAGCGAUUGGCGCGAUCGGAGGACGACGGUGCGUCGUGCGCGUUCGCGACGUGGACGCUAGACGGGACCGAGUUGGACGCGCGCGGACGCGUCGCGACUGUUGAGACCGGAGAGCGGAAGGACGUACGGGAGCUCGUCCGUCGCGUCAUCGAUCCAUCGUCGAGCGAUAAAUUGGAGGUUUUCGAUUUCGACGACCACCUGGACGACCUGAGCAAGGAUUGGCGAAACGCGACGUUCGCGACGUGA
Ostreococcus tauri is the source of this 618-nucleotide messenger RNA. RefSeq lists its product as uncharacterized. The transcript has a single exon. The record is from RefSeq and is a predicted model, not a curated record. NCBI's taxonomy places the organism in Eukaryota, Viridiplantae, Chlorophyta, Mamiellophyceae, Mamiellales, Bathycoccaceae. Gene Ontology annotation, cellular component: EMC complex. Bases 1 to 618 code for a protein of 205 amino acids.